AUGCGCCCUCGACAUACCAAUAAGUGGCAAGCCAGCCAUGUUCUGGGUGACUCUGGCAGUGGUAUCGCAGAUUUGUACGAUGUAGUUGACGCUAUUGGCUCGAUGACCAUCAACGAUGUUGAUGAACUUGAAGCUAACCUCAUCAUGGACCUCGCAAGGGCCCGACGGGAUAUAUUCAAUGCAGAGAAAACACUUGCCGAUUGCGUCGUCCGAGAAUACGAGGUCAUGAUGAAUCUUUCGAAAUACAAGUCCGCCAUUUCUAAGUGGAAGCUUGACAAGGCGGAUGUAGGACUAGGUCAUAUGCACGUCACAUUCAAGAAACAUGGUCUUUCUCACCACCCAGCGCCACACAAUCUUCACGACUCAUUCGCAUCCUGCCAUCAGGUCACCAUCCAGUUGGACUAA
Messenger RNA from Suillus clintonianus, 405 nucleotides. RefSeq lists its product as uncharacterized. Bases 1 to 405 code for a protein of 134 amino acids. Lineage: Eukaryota; Fungi; Basidiomycota; Agaricomycetes; Boletales; Suillaceae. The transcript has 3 exons. The record is from RefSeq and is a predicted model, not a curated record.